Molecule: messenger RNA, 1210 nt
Organism: Manihot esculenta (cassava)
Lineage: Eukaryota; Viridiplantae; Streptophyta; Magnoliopsida; Malpighiales; Euphorbiaceae
Product: F-box protein At1g55000
Exons: 2
Coding region: 4-894 (296 amino acids)
Molecular function (GO): protein binding
Source: RefSeq, a predicted model, not a curated record
UCAAUGGCUUACGUGUGGGCAUGGGGACCAGCUGGCCGCCACUGUUCAACUCUUGUUGCUUUAAUAUCCUCUCGCUCUAACAUCCCCCCCUUUCUCUCUAAAACGAUGGGCUGUUGUGGCGACAGCGAUGAGGAUGAUCCGAUCCCUAUCCUCACGCAGCACCUCAACCCACUGGAAUCUUCAACCGAUAUAUCGGCUGAGACCACAAUCACCAUCUCUCCGAUGAACUCCCACUUCUCAGCGCUUACGUGCCGGGAUACACUCCGGCUGAUCUUCGAGAAGCUUCCGGUGGCGGACUUGUCUCGGGCGUGUUGCGUUUGCAGGGUUUGGAACUCGGUGGCGUCAGAUGGUGAUAUAGUGAAGCGUGCGUUUAUGAGUCCGUGGAAAUUGAAGGAGGUGGUCGGAAAGCCUGUGUCUGGAAACUUCUGGAGAGAUAAUGGCAUCUGGAAGUUCUCUAUUUCGCAUAAGAUUAUAAGAGGGGAUACUGUUGCCAGUCUUGCAGUCAAGUAUUCGGUCCAGGUUAUGGACAUAAAAAGAUUAAACAAUAUGAUGAGCGACCAUGGCAUAUAUUCAAGGGAGAGACUACUAAUCCCUAUAAGCAAUCCAGAACUUCUCGUGAAUGGCACAUGCUACAUAGAGUUGGAUACCUAUGCAAAAAGGGAAGUGGCAGUGCUGUAUCUUGAGGGUGAACCUGACAGAAAGCUGAGGUAUUUGUCAAACUGGGCAACCUCUGACCGUGGCAAAAGAAGGGUUCUUGACUCUUUGAAGAGAAGCAUGCAAGUUGAUGAUGGGACUGCUCAAUACUACUUGUCUAUUUCAAAUGGUGACCCCCGGGCUGCUAUCACACAGUUCUCAGCAGAUAUCAAGUGGGAGAGACAAGCAGGAUUAGGUUAGGUUAGUUGGAAAUCUGAAGUUGAUAAUGAAUUGGACAUAAAGAAGUAUCUGGAUCAGAGUUUUCACACUUCACUUGUCCUCAAAAACAUCUUAUUGAUGAGCAAAGAGCAAAUGUUAAUAUCAUAUUGAUGGUCCAUGUGGGAUUACAUCUUAUUGAUGUUCCCCUUGAUUUGGCCUGCUUGCUGCUUUAGUUUCAUUUGUUCCAUCUUGCAAAACCCUGAGCUAAUGUGUUGUAAUUUUUAUGUAUAUGCAUUUGUGGAUGAACUUGUUGCACAUCUGAAUUUAUAUUUAUGAAAUGAAAAUGAAUUUGUCCAAA